AUGGCUGACCGCGGAGGUUUUCGUGGUGGUUUUGGUGGCGGUGGUCGGGGCCGCGGCGGUAGAGGCCGAGGACGCGGCCGUGGCCGUGGCGUUGGAGGUCGAGGUAAGGACAGCGAAAAAGAAUGGGUACCGGUCACCAAGUUAGGACGACUGGUCAAAGACGGAAAAAUUAAGAGUUUGGAGGAAAUUUACCUCUAUUCACUGCCUAUAAAGGAAUACGAAAUCAUCGACUUCUUCCUCAGCAGCACAUUGAAAGAUGAAGUGCUGAAGAUUAUGCCGGUACAGAAGCAAACCCGCGCUGGACAGCGUACCAGAUUCAAGGCUUUCGUCGCCAUCGGUGACUUCAAUGGCCAUGUUGGCCUCGGUGUAAAGUGUUCGAAAGAGGUUGCCACUGCUAUUCGCGGGGCGAUAAUUGCCGCCAAGCUUUCCGUUGUACCUGUUCGAAGAGGAUACUGGGGAAACAAGAUCGGCAAACCUCACACUGUGCCGUGCAAGGUUACCGGCAAGUGUGGAUCCGUACUUGUGCGGUUGAUCCCUGCUCCGCGUGGUACCGGCAUUGUUUCUGCGCCUGUGCCUAAAAAACUCUUGCAUAUGGCUGGAAUCGAGGACUGUUAUACGUCAGCUCACGGAUCGACCGGUACUUUGGGGAAUUUCGCAAAAGCUACGUAUGCCGCCAUCGCAGCUACCUACAGUUACUUGACGCCUGAUUUAUGGAAGGAUAUUCCCCUGAAGAAAACGCCCUACCAAGAGCAUGCUGAAUUCCUGACGAAGAUGCAAAUCCCCGUCGGCGCAUUUGUUGCAAAGGUGCAUUUGAAUUCUUUGUCUAAAUUAUUGUUUUCGUCUUAGAU
Molecule: messenger RNA, 848 nt
Organism: Soboliphyme baturini
Lineage: Eukaryota; Metazoa; Nematoda; Enoplea; Dioctophymatida; Soboliphymatidae
Source: the annotation of a GenBank genome assembly